Molecule: messenger RNA, 1861 nt
Organism: Fusarium graminearum PH-1
Lineage: Eukaryota; Fungi; Ascomycota; Sordariomycetes; Hypocreales; Nectriaceae
Exons: 2
Coding region: 142-924 (260 amino acids)
Biological process (GO): intracellular protein transport; vesicle fusion; Golgi to vacuole transport
Cellular component (GO): SNARE complex; membrane; endomembrane system
Molecular function (GO): SNARE binding; SNAP receptor activity
Source: RefSeq, a predicted model, not a curated record
GCAACAGGUGACUUGAUUUGACGCUGCCCGGCUUGCGCCUUCAUCUUGUUGUCUUCCAUCAACAAUCCAACUGGCGUUUGCUUUGCAAGCGAUUCUUUGUAUUUACCACGACUCGAAAACCCCGUAAACUCCGAAAACACCAUGUCGUUCGAUCUAGAAUCUGGCCGCGGGGGCUAUACCGAUGACCCGGCCUUCCAAGAACUACAGUACAACCUCAAGAGCAAAUUACAGACCCUCCUGAGCAGCAAUCGGAAACUCGCCAACGAUGUCAACGUGUUGGGCACUAGGAAGGAUACCCCGCGCCUGCGGGAGCGAGUUCACAACAGCAUGGAUAAGACGAGGGAUAUGUGCAGAGAGAUUGGCGAUGGUGUCAAGCGGCUUCAAACAUGGGAGGACUUGACCAAACAACAAAAGUACGAACAAACAAAGGUUUCGAGUGACUUUCAGGCUGCACUUCAGGAAUUCCAGAGCCUUCAGCGACGAGCCCUUGAAAAAGAGCGCGCAUCAAUUACCGCCGCUCGUGCGGCACAGGAAGGCGAGUCGGCCGAGGGCGCUUCAUCCGAAACCCAAUUAGAGCAACUCCAACAACAAGAACAGCGCGUCGUACUCGCACCUCAGGACGAGGUCGACUUCCAGGAAGCUCUCAUCAUUGAGCGCGAGGAAGAGAUCCGCAACAUUGAGCAGGGUGUCGGCGACCUGAACGUCCUCUUCCGACAAGUAGCGCAAAUUGUGAACGAGCAGGGGGAGCAGCUGGGCUCGAUCGCUGACAGAGUGGAAGAUGUCAGAGAAGACACGCGCCAGGCUGACGUCGAAAACCGACAGGCCGCGCGGUACCAGAAGGCAGCCCGCAACAAGAGCUGCUGCCUAUUGUUAAUCCUCGCUGUCAUUCUGACCAUUGUUAUCCUUGCUAUUGUCCUUGACUAGAUCAUUUAGAGCGCAGCCUUUGACGAUUAUGGGUGGUAGUUCUUGUUUUUGAAGGCGUCUAUCGGAGUUUUCUAGGUAUACACAGCUUUGAGAGCAUGCAAUGGUGUUUGCAGACCAAGCUUAAUCAAAUGCUCUUCCCUUGCGUCUUUUCCCCUUUUUGUGACUGGCGUGGUGGUAAGAAGGGCAGUUCAUUACUUGGCUUGGGUAUUAUCAGGCUUUUAGUUUUCGGUGUAAUCAUUUUUGUCAAGAUCAUAUCAUUGAUCCGAGUGAAAGCAAAUGAGGUGCCCCAGUAGAGAAAGACGGCGCUGGGCAGAUCGGCAAACAUGAGAGGCACCACAGGCACCAGUAGCAUGAUCCUGCUUAGAAGUUGAGUCAAUCUAACGACGACUGGGCGAGCAAGUUCGUCGCCAUGACUCAUGCCCAACAGGAUUUUGAGCUGGGCCUUAUCCAUCCUGCCCCAGAUACUCCAAACCAGAAUGCCCGAGCAGAUGACGGGUAGGCCACAGUAAGGAUCAGCUGAAGACAAGUCGGUAAACCAGAGCAAGCCUCCAUUCGUCAGUGACUCGUCGAACAUGCUGCUUGCAGCUCCUAGGCCUGCUGUUGUUGAAUCUGCAUUGCCCAGACCGAUUUGAUGACUGAUCCAACCCAAGGGGGCAUCACAUUUGCGUCGCAAUGCUUCAGACACGGUGACAAAUGGGAUUAUUCCGGCCACCGGUACAAAGCUUUUCCAGCGCUGCACACCCCAGGUCUUGUAGAUACGUUUCUUUGACUUUGUAGAAGCACCAUAAGCGCGAAGAAGUCGGAGUUGAAGAGGCAAAUCCCGGUCUUUUUCAUUCUGUGCCCUUAAAUGACGGCGCGUCCAAGCUGCAGUCAACGGUUCCAACGGUUUUCGGCCCUCUUGUACACCACGAACGUAGUAUUGAAGAGGGAAUCGAAC